AUGCAUGAAGAUUGGCUUAAAGGUAUUGACAAAUCUUUAAAAAAUCACAGUCAGUCUAUUGCUGACUACAAGAAAAGUAUAGAUUUUUUACAUAGUGCUAUGGACGUACAUGAUGGAAGCAUAAGGAACUUACUUAAUGCUAACAAUAACUUACCAGGAACUAUUAAAGCAUUUAUAAAGUCCUUUGUAAAACCCGGUGCUCUAACAUUUAGGUCUUUGAGAGCAAGAGCAUUGAAGUCAAGAGAUGCAGAAACUCCAACAGAACCACCAAAACCAACAGCUAAUGAAAUAUUGUUCGAAUAUUUUCCAAGGUACUCUGUUCUCAUUGCAUACAUUCAAGAAAUACUUAAGAAAGCAGACUUGACUUUAGGAGAUGAUGAAAGUUCUGUAUAUCUUUCGUUCCAGUUUCAAAUAGCAGAACUUUUGAGACAGAUAUGCUUAAUGUAUGACAACAUCUCUGAUUUCACAAGAUAUGAUGACGACCAUGACCCCGAACACGGUGAAGAAGAAGUUUUACAAACAUCCAUUAAGACAGGAAAGGUUUUAACUCAAAGUCUCAUUAUUGACACCAAAGAUGGCGAAGUGGACGUUCUUCAAGAGCUGAAGAAAAAUACUUCUUCGGGAGGUGGUGGUAGGCAUGAACUUGAAAUAAAUGAGAUAGAAGAGAAAUUAGCCGAAAAAGCAGAUAAAGAACAUAAACACAAUAUCUCCGAUAUAAAUGAACUUCAAGCUACAUUAAAUAGUAAAGCGGACAAAAAUGAACUUGACGCAAUGAACAAAGUUUUGAAAUCUCAUAAACACAAUAUCUCCGAUAUAAAUGAACUUCAAGCUACAUUAAAUAGUAAAGCGGACAAGAACCACGUUCAUUAUAUAACUUCAGACGAACAGAUUAUAACGGACUACCAUGGAUAUUUAACACGAAGUGAUGAAGCGAAGACAAAAAAUGUUAAUGAAAGAAGAUAUAAAUACAUUCGUGCUAAAGGUUAUGACAUAAGCUGUACUGUACAGUAUGAUGUAGCUAAAGCACCAGAAGCAUUUGGUUAUACCGGUGAAAUUUAUGCCUCUACUUUCAAUGUUAACGGUGUAUUAGUUGAACCAAGAUUUACAUUGAGAGUUAAGUCAAAAAUAACGUUUGAAGAUGCUAUUAAAAGUAAAGCUGACAAAGUUGAACUUGAAGCAAUGAACAAAGUUUUGAAAUCUCAUAAACACAACAUCUCCGAUAUAAAUGAACUUCAAGCUACAUUAGACAGUAAAGCCGACAAGAACCAUACACAUAAAUCCUUCACUACUGUUAGAGCAGACGACAUAAUAUUGAACUUUGACCUUGGUUCAAGUGCACCUUUAGAGAAUCCAAGUACAAGCGUAAAAGAUACUCUUAACAAUUUAGAUAAGAGUUGCAGGAAUAUCGAAGAUCAUGCCAGAAACUUUGAAGCAUAUGAACUACCAGCAAUGUUAGAUAAGAAAGCAGACAAAACAGAGCUUCAAACAUUAAAGACAGAAAUACUUCAAACAUUAUAUCCUAUAGGUUCUAUUUAUACGUCAAUGAACUCAACAAAUCCAGCAACAGUUUUAGGUUUUGGUAUGUGGGAGCAGAUUGUAGAUAAAUUCCUCUAUUGUGCGAACUCUUCAAAGCAAACAGGUGGUUCGAAGAAAAUUACUGAAGCAAACCUUCCACCGCACACUCAUACAGGAACUACAAACACAACAGGUAGUCAUUCACAUUCAAUAACAAAAAGAGGUUAUACAAAUCUUGCAGCAGGUUCGGAUAGACAGGGAAUGCAUAGAUAUGAUAUUUCAAGUGACCCAGUAGAUUCAAGCGCAGGUAUUUUCUGUGGAACCGCAGGAAAUCAUUCACACACUUUCACAACAAAUCCAACAGGCUCGGGUAAAGAUUACAUGCCACCAUUUGUGACUAUAUUCGCAUGGUACCGCGUUCAAUGA
Messenger RNA from Trichomonas vaginalis G3, 1941 nucleotides. RefSeq names its product keratin-associated protein family. The record is from RefSeq and is a predicted model, not a curated record. The transcript has a single exon. Bases 1 to 1941 code for a protein of 646 amino acids. Lineage: Eukaryota; Parabasalia; Trichomonadida; Trichomonadidae.